AUGUCUUUCCUCGACAAAGAAUAUAUCCUCUCGCUUGCGCCUAUCGAUCCCGAACUCAAGGCGUUUCUCGAAGCCGCUCAGCUCCCUCCCCCGAAUUACAAUGACUUGGACGCCUUCAAGAAGAUGGCGCGCCUUCGCGACGCUGAAAUGCUGAAAGCCCUGGGCGACGCACCUCCCGAAGUCAGACAGACGGAACUCGAAUACCCGACCCGAGAUGGCAGCAAGGUCCGAGCGAAGCUGUACCAGCCUUCCGACAUGGCGGCGUCGUCGUCGUCAGACCAGCGUGGCCGUCCGCUCAUCGUCAUGUUCCACGGUGGGGGAUUCUGCGUCGGUAUCCCAGAAGCCGAAGAGCGGAGCUGCCGCAACUUCGUGCAAGCGUUUGGCGCCGUAUGUGUCUCGGCGGCGUACCGGCUCGCGCCUGAAUUUAAAUUCCCGUACGCGGUCAACGACGCGUGGGACGCCGUGCAGUGGGCAGCGGCACAGGCGUCCUCGUGGGGUGCAGAUCCGUCGGCAGGCUUCGUGGUCGGAGGCACCUCCGCCGGCGCCAAUAUCUCAGCAGUGCUAGCACACCUGGCUCGAGACGAAGGCCUCUCGCCUCCCCUGACGGGCCAAUAUCUCGCAGUUCCCCCCGUUCUCCCACCCACGGUGGUGCCGGAUAAGUAUAAAGAGUACUACCUGUCGUACGAGCAAAACCGCAACAGCCCGGUGCUGCCCGUCGCAGCCAUCGACAUGUUCCUGGCGGGCUACGCAGCUGACGACCACGACAGCGUGCAUUGGGCGGUAUUCAACCACCCCAACGGCCACCGGGGAGUGGCACCCGCGCUGUUCCAGAUCGAUGGCAUGGAUCCGUUACGGGAUGAAGGCUUGCUGUACGAACGCGUGCUCAGCGAGGAGUGCGGUGUGAAGACGAAGACGUACGUCUACCCGGGCCAACCGCACUAUCACUGGGCGAUCUUUCCGUUCUUGAAGGCCAGCGAGAAAUUUCGCGUCGAGCAGGUCGAGGGUAUGGGCUGGCUGCUUGGCAGGACGCCGGACUUUUCCAAGGUAGUCACCAAGGCAAAAGCUCCGGAUGUCUAA
Fonsecaea erecta is the source of this 1077-nucleotide messenger RNA. RefSeq lists its product as hypothetical. The transcript has 2 exons. The record is from RefSeq and is a predicted model, not a curated record. Gene Ontology annotation, molecular function: hydrolase activity. Lineage: Eukaryota; Fungi; Ascomycota; Eurotiomycetes; Chaetothyriales; Herpotrichiellaceae. The coding region runs from base 1 to 1077 and encodes 358 amino acids.